AUGGAUACUGUCACAGUCAGACUGGCAAAGGCAAAAGACGCACCGCUUCUACUAGCUGUGGAGCGCUCAGCGGCCCAAGUGUUUCUACAACUCCCGGAUCUUGCAUGGAUCGCCAAUGACAGUGUACAAUCGGAGGAGCGACACCUGGAGCUAAUCGAGCGCGGGGCUGCAUGGGUCGCCGUUACUCCUGAAGACAUACCGAUUGGGUUUCUCAAUGGCAAGUUGAUGGACCAGGAUCUCCAUAUAAAGGAAAUUUCGGUUCAAUUCGAUUACCAGGGCAAAGGAAUUGGCCGGAAGAUGAUGAGAGCAGCGAGGGAAUGGGCGGUAUCUCACGGCUGCCUAUCUAUUACCCUAACCACCUUCCGAGAUGUUCCCUGGAAUGAAGGAUUUUAUAGGUCUUUGGGCUUCACGACUUUGAAGUCCUCUGAAUUGACCACAUCACUGAAGAACGUUAUGAAGGAAGAGGCCGAUGCCGGGUUACCUAUCGAACGGAGAUGUGCCAUGUGUUUGCGCCUAUUAUGA
Penicillium riverlandense is the source of this 522-nucleotide messenger RNA. Its product is annotated as GNAT family N-acetyltransferase. Gene Ontology annotation, molecular function: acyltransferase activity, transferring groups other than amino-acyl groups. The record is from RefSeq and is a predicted model, not a curated record. Bases 1 to 522 code for a protein of 173 amino acids. The transcript has a single exon. Lineage: Eukaryota; Fungi; Ascomycota; Eurotiomycetes; Eurotiales; Aspergillaceae.